AAAAAAAUCGAGAGAGUUCCCGAUAAGAUAAAUGAUUUGUAGGAGUAUAAAAUUCAAUUCGCCACAGCAGUUGUAAGUUAUUUUUAAAAGCAUUCACAUUUGGAUUACGUCGGAAGAAGAACCUGGACAUGACUGUGAUCAAAUUUGUGGUAAUUGGAGUACUUUUGGGGCUCCUGGCCGUAGCAAGAGGUUCCCCUCUGAAUGACCCCAGUUCAAGGAUAGUUGGUGGCUCUGAUGCGUUCCCAGGGCAAUUUCCUCAUAUUGUCUCCCUGCGAACACCCACGUAUGCACACUUCUGCGGUGGAAGCCUCGUUUCCGUUUCUUGGGUGCUUACGUCUGCCCACUGCACACUCGGACGUGCCAAUGAUGGUGUGAUUGUAAUUGCCGGAAGUGUACAUCUCAGUGAAGGUGGUGAGGAGCGUCAAAGUCAGCGUAUAGCUAAUCAUCCCUACUUCAAUGCCAACACCAUGGCGUACGAUAUCUCUCUCAUUCAUACUGUGACAGCAUUUCCGGUUACAGCACACAUCUUCCCCAUUGCCAUGGCUAACUACACACUCCCAGCUGGUAUAACAGGCGUCCUCUCGGCAUGGGGACACACUUCCUACCCAGAUGGCGAGUUGAAUGACAAUCAGCAAUGGCUGUUUGUGAAGACGAUCUCCUUGGAUGAUUGCAGAUCACGCGUCCCGGAAAUAGAUCGUCCAUUUGUACAUGAUAACACCCUCUGUACGGCACGCGAAAAUCCCGGACUUGGUCUAUGCCUUGGCAAUUUGGGUGGUAGCAUUCUUGUUGGCAAUGCCAUCGUAGCUGUUUCCUCGUGGCAUCUCGGCUGUGCCAUUGGAUACCCAGACAACCACGCCCUAGUAUCAGCACACAUCCCCUGGAUUCACACCACAAUGAUGGGAGGCUAAGCAAUAAAUUAAACUUUUUUCCCCCA
Lutzomyia longipalpis is the source of this 934-nucleotide messenger RNA. RefSeq names its product chymotrypsin-1-like. The coding region runs from base 129 to 908 and encodes 259 amino acids. Gene Ontology annotation, biological process: proteolysis. Gene Ontology annotation, molecular function: serine-type endopeptidase activity. Lineage: Eukaryota; Metazoa; Arthropoda; Insecta; Diptera; Psychodidae. The record is from RefSeq and is a predicted model, not a curated record. The transcript is spliced from 3 exons.